This is a messenger RNA of Anoplopoma fimbria (sablefish), 648 nucleotides long. Its product is annotated as proline-rich transmembrane protein 2. The transcript is spliced from 3 exons. Gene Ontology annotation, cellular component: membrane. The record is from RefSeq and is a predicted model, not a curated record. NCBI's taxonomy places the organism in Eukaryota, Metazoa, Chordata, Actinopteri, Perciformes, Anoplopomatidae. The coding region runs from base 1 to 648 and encodes 215 amino acids.
AUGGCCACCGGUCCCAGCAGCAGCAUGGAGGAGUCUCAGCAGCACAACCAGCCAAUCAGCACACAGCACGGAGGGGAGGCCGACCACGCCGACCACGCCGUGACCUCUCAACCGAGCGGCAGCGUGGAGCAACAAGCCCCGCCCCCGACGACUGAAGGUCCUGAUGCCACGGACGACAUGGAUCACCUGACAGUGAUCAGCGACAACAUGGAGAACAGUAACGGUAUCGGCCAUGUUGCUGCGGACUCGUCCCCCAUAGUGUCCUCCAUGUCGCCCAAGUUUCAUGCUAAGCCUGGCGGUCACGCUAACGGACGGCCUGGUUUGGGCAGCCGGUCCGGCUCGUUGGCGGCGGGCUCCCCUCGGCCCUCCCUCACCCGCCGGCCCAGUGCAAUGCCGGAGGCCACUGUGGACGGGUCCAAGCCGAGAGACUACCUGUUCCUCGCCAUCCUGUCCUGCUUCUGCCCGCUGUGGCCCAUCAACAUCGUGGCCCUCACCUUCUCCGUGAUGUCCCGAAACAGUCUGCAGCAGGGCAACGUGGACGGCGCUCGCCGUUUGGGCCGUAACGCCAAGAUUCUGUCCAUCGUUGCCAUCUUGGGAGGGCUCGCCAUCAUCAUCGCCGGAAUCGCCCUCAACUGGGGACGUAAGUAG